CUUCUCCAAUGGGAACACCGGAGGGGAGUCACAGCACUGUGUCCUCCGACUUUACUACGAAGGUAAAGCGAAGCCAAAGCAAUGGGGAGGAAACGCAUCAAAAGUUCACUUAAUGUUUGAAGAUAACUAAGAUGCCUGGUUUUGUUUCAUGCCCUGCCAGUCAACUAGUCUUUGGAAUCAUCGUCCUCUACUCUGUCCACAUCAAGUCGGAGAUAUGGACCAAUGAAGUUUCAGAUGUCCAGUUUGGUAGACUGGGCUCCAGGGUCACCCUCACAUGCGGAGGCUCUUACAGAGGGUCUCCGGUGGAAUGGCGGUUCAAUGGAAGCUCAGUGCUGCCGUGGCCAACACAGAUCUCUGAGGAUUUGCUUGCGCUCCUAAGCACCAGGCACUAUAUGGAGGGCAACUAUAGCUGCCAUGAUGAAAGAGGGACUUUACUGCAGACCGUCAAACUACGCCUGGGCCACCUGCCUCAUUUUGUCAAUGUUUCUUGCCGUGUGCCAAGUCAUAAUGCAAUCUACUGCUCCUGGUUGCAAACUAAGGCAACACACCUGCCAACAUUGUUUAUCUCCUCUUACAGUGUUAAAGGCAAAGGAGCUGAACCCUGUGAGCAGGAGAAUAUUGGGGUGAAUGAAUGCACGAUUACCAACCCUCCGAUCUGGAGCUCAAAGCUCCUGGUGAACAUCACAGAGAUGAACCCACUGGGAUCGAACUCCACUAUUAUACAAGUAGAUUUUCAUAAACUCUUGAAGCCAGAUCCUCCUGAUGACAUUACGGUUCUGCAUAUGGAGUAUCAGCCCACACAGUUACUGGUCCAGUGGAGAAAUCCUGCAUCUUGGCCUGAUGAAUUUAACGGAGCCUUUCCUUUAUUAUUCUCGUUGCGAUACCGACCAAUUGGCUCCAGCUACUGGUCAAUGCUGGAGACCGAGGACAACACCAGUCUGAGGAUCAUGGACGCUCUGAUGGGUCAUCUACAUCAGAUCCAGAUCAGAGCUAAGGACGCCCUGAUCAAUCACAGCCAAUGGAGUGAAUGGAGUCAUGUGGUAGAGGCCCGACCUUGGAUCAACCCUUGGGAAGAGCCAACAGAGGAACCAGUGGAUUUUAGCUAUUCAUUUUUCAACUUGUCAUUUCCUGUUCGGGCAACAGACAUGUCUCUAGAUUCGUCAUUAGACCUAAAUGGAAGCCUUGGCUUGUUGGUUUUACUGGGGCUGUUUGCUGCAGUCAUGGUGGCCAUCUUGUUAACAAUCUUAGCCCUUCUAUGUGUGAGACAAAAGAAACGAGACAAUGUGUUGAAGCAGGAACUGACCUCCAUGGUGAAGAUGAAGUCCAUACCGAUUUGAAAUUUAAGAAGUUCUCAGACUCCAGUUCGACCCACAUAGGGCAUCAGCAUAGGGAAUCACCACCACUGCGGCGCUGACAGACUACAUAACCCACAAUCCACCUCUCCUCUCACUGCUCAGGGGAUGGGCUCCUUUUGGCUGAGUUCUGAGUCCCGUGAACUGUGAACAUGUACAGGUCUACAAUGUAGCACAAUGCAAUGGAAAAACACAAAGAAUUCUUUCUUUUUCUUUUUUCCUUCCUUUCUUUCUUUUUCAUUCUUUCAAAAGGCUUGGACAAUCAAAAACUAUCAAACGUUUCCUAUACUCCCCAUACUCCGCUAUACUCCAUCUGUGACUCUUGGAAAGCUGUGAAAAAGCUGAGCAGUCAGCUGGAUGUGUGCAGCUCAUGGGGCAUUAUGGAAAAACAGCUGUUGUCUACGUUUCAGUACACAAAAACUCACUCGUCUGGCAAAAACGAGACUCGAUAACCUUAAACCGCUGCUAUCUGUGGAGUACAGAAUAUCUACCGUUGUCUUGGCACUCCACUGAUGGAUACACAUUUUUUUCCUCAUUACACUGUUUCAUGAAAAUGUCUUGGAAAGAUCGAAUUUCAUAACAUGUGGGCACGUCUGCAACUGAUUUUUGUCGUUGGUUAGUUUUCAACCAGAUCUUAAGCAUCUAGUUCUCUGCAAUAAACUCCCAUAAAUUGCAUUUAACUGCAAAAAUAAAUCAAUAAAUCUUAAUCAUUUUUUAAUUGUUUUCUAAUAAAAGUAAAUAAACACCCCUAGCAUACUUAAAACAAGACACAUUUACUAUAAGCAAUAGUGUGUAAGAGAACAUGAUUUGCUUUUAGAGAGUAUACCUUGAAUUAAGUCCCACCCCACUGUCGUUUUUAUCUUGUUUUAAGCAUAUAUGUCACAAAAUUCUGUUAAUUUAGAAGUAAUCAAGAUGUAUUUCUAUAAAGUCAUAUUUUCUUAUUGCUUCAAGUAUUGCUUAUCUUGUUAUAAGGCUGUUUAGAUAUUUUUACUGGAAAACAAGACAAAAACGCUGAUUAAGAAAAUAAUUAUUAUUGUAUUUAUCUUUUUUGCGAUGUUCAUCUUGAUAUGAACAUUGGAGGUAAUGUCUUGAAAGUACAGUAUUCCCCAGUAACAACUAUCAGUACUGAAACACACAAGCCUCAUUGACUGCCUACAAUGAGGGACACAAACUUCUUCGAGCUGGUGUUUAACAGAAAUUGGACCUUCACUGCAAUUAAUGCAUUUUAUUUCUGUUUUCACUCCAUGGAAUGGACUUAUUUUUCAACUGAAGAAAAUGUUCAUCCUCAGUGCAUUGAAUCGAGACAUGAAUGUAAAUCAAUCUUACAAUGUCAUAUAUACGCAUUUGUAAGGUGAUGUGUUUAUACUUUAAAGCUGAUUUAUUUCUAUGUUGAAGCUAAUGCAUAUUCAUGAUAUUAGAAUUCUAUUGAAGCUCAUCUACAAAGUUAUAUUGUUAUACAUUUAUGCAGUUAUAUUGUAUAUAAUUUCUGUACAGCGGAUUGUUCUGUUGUACAUUGAUUCCCCAGUGAUAUAAAGCUCAAGUGCAUGCGUUUUGUUUUCCUUUUAUACAUGAUAAAUCACCAUAGUUGUCCUUUCUUGGUACAAACAAAAAAGUCUUUGACUCUGAAAUGAGACGUGACCAUAACCAUCAAACGUUAUCUCGCCCUCCUGUAUCGUUGUGUCUUUGAUGGUGCUGCUUAUCAGAUUCUUAAAACUUACCUUUCUAAUCAGUCUUUUGUACAACGUUAGGUAUUGAUUAGGUUUUUGAUGUUUUACAAUGCAAGUUCUUUGUGCUCCUCACUCAAAAAAGAAAUAACUAUUUGAUUCUAUCAUGGACAGUGGUUGCACGUGUUUGAAAUGAGUUUCCUUAAAUGAAAAGCACCAUGUAAUAUCAACUUAAAUAUUUCAAGUAGUGGAAACCUAAUUGAAUCAAGUAAAUCCAACAAAAUUUUACAUGUCAAAAUAAUUUUUAGUGAAAGGCCAGCUAGUGACAGGAAUGUUAGCAUGCUAAAUAUAUGCUGGUGGGAAGCACUACUGAGAGCAAAUUGGUAACUAUGCUGUAGUUAACACAGCAAUUGCUCAAUGGAUAAAGCAGUAGUAUAAUUACAACAACUACAGUAAAUACUAGAUACUAACCCUGAACCUAACCUCAACCCAACCUUAACCCAUAUUAAGUACAUGUAGUUACCUAAUAUUACUCUGUAUUUUCUUGGGUAAGAACACUAAGUAUACUGAAAGUACAGUAUUGUAAAAUAAAGUGCAACCAAUAAAGCAAUAUGCAGAGUACUCAAAAUGUGGGGUAACCCCCAAAACUACUGAAAUUCUUUUAAAUCUCAACAUCACAAAACAUUAAAGUAUUAUUCCAGGUUCAAUACAAGUUAAGCUUAAUCAACAGCAUUUGUAGCAAAAUAAUGAUUAAAAAUUCAUUUCGACUCGUUCCGCCUUUUCUUUAAAAAAAAGCAAAAAUCUGGUUACAGUGAGGUACUUACGAUGGAAGUCAAUGGGGGCCAAUUUUUUUGUUCAAAUGCCCACUGUUUCUUACUAACAUUUUCUGUGUUUUUAUAGCCAAUUUUGCAUCUUCGUUGCCAUGACGAUGUAAUGUCAACAAACACUAUGAUCUUAAAAGACUGUAAAAAUUACAAUUUCAACAACUUUACAGCUCAAAUAAUACAUGAGUUUUAACAGAAGAAUUAAUGUAAGUUCUAUUGUAAAAUUAUAAGUUUCACAUUUCUGCCUUUUAAACCCUCUAAAAAUUGGCCCCCAUCCACUUCCAUUGUAAGUGCCUCACUGUAACCUUGAUUUUUGCUUUUGUUAAUGAAAAGGAGGGACGAUUCUAAAUUAAUUUAUGUGGUAAUCAACAUUAUGCCACAAGUGCUGUCGAUUGAGCUUAACUUGGAUUUAACCUGGAAUAUUCUUUUAAACACUAACAAAUCACACUUUAUUUUAACAUUUACACACUCUGUCAAGUCCCAAGUUUCAGUUAACCAAACAAAAAAUAUUUAUUUAGUAUUCAAGACACUUUUUAUAGUUGAAUUAGCUUAGUUCAUUUAAAUUCCCAUUUACAUAAUUUUUUUAGUAAUAUGAACAUGGGAGAAUCGAUUAAAGCUAAGGAUAGGGGAAGGUCCUUUUUCUUUCGUUUUUCUUAGUGCUUGCGUAUGUGAUUUUUGCCAAAUGUUUUUGAAGUCAACCUGAUAAUUCAAAGUCAGUGAUAUUUUCUGGUAAUGUCAGCAAAUGUGCACAAACCCCAAAAGAACAUCUAAAAUAUCUCACUUCUUUUGUGUUGAAGUUUCACUGUGAUAAUUCAUGGAAAAAUUGGCUGCAGACUUAUGUUUCCACCAUUAACUCAUAACCUCUGCUGCUUUUGUGCCUUAACAUUUUUGCCUGUUUCUAUACCACCAGUAGUGCAUAUAUGGGACUGCAAUAUUUAUACUGCAGAUUGCCUGAGAUUGGUGCUCUUAUGGUAUCCCCCAUUAAAUUAGAUUUUGAUUUUUUUUUUAAAUAGUAAUAAUAAAGGUUUUGUCAGCUUUUCCAGUGGCCAGUUUGGUGAUAUUAUUUUAGUAGAUGAUACACUUGUGCCUUUCUGUUGUUAAAGUUGUGUAUGUGAGCAAUAAUAACAUUCUGUUGAAGUUUAAGUGAGUUGGUUAACGGUUGUUGUUAUGGUUGAAGGUUUAAGAGGUAGAAAUGUGAUUCUCCUUGUGGAGAAGUUUUGGAUCAUUAUACUAUACUGUAUAUUGCAUGUUCCAAGGUGAUGCAAUUACGACUGUUUGAUAAAAUUGUAUUUUUCUGUACUACUCAAAUGUUAUCAUUAUUAUUAACAUUUAGUAACGCAUCUGAAAAUUGUAACGAUCUUUUCAAAAAAUUGGUAAAACUUUACAAUUAGGUUGUAUAUGUUGUCUUUAGUUAAUGCAAUAACAUGACAAUUAUUUAAUUAUUAAUCUUGGUUAAUGUUAAUUUCCACAUACACAAGAAAUAAUAGUAUUUCUAUAAAUAGACCAAGAUUAAGAAAUGCUGUAAUUGUUCAUUAGUAAAUUAUACCUUAUGCAUUUACUAAUGAUAACGUACAGAGCAUUAUUGUAAAUUGUUAACAAAAUAUCUUCUCACAAUUUUCACUUUCAUUGACUUGUUUAUUUUUAGACCAUUGAACAAUGCCAUCUGUAACUGACUCAAUAAAGAUGUGUUGAACUUCAAUGCAGGUCUAAUUCCACCACUCUGACCAACAAGUCUUGCGUCAGAGAAAUGUAAUCUCACACUGAUGAAAGAUUCCAGAUGACAGAGCCAAAGGAAACAAGCCAUCCAUCUAUUAUUAGCAUCUAUAUAUCAGCUAAACAUUAAAACCACUGACAGGUGAAGUGAAUAACAUUUAUAAUCUCGUUACAAUGGCACCAGUCAAAGGGGUGGGAUAUAUUAGGCAGCAUGUGAACAGUCAGUUCUUCAAUUUCAUGUGUUGGAAGCAGGAAUAAUGGGCAAGCUCUUUCAGCAGGAUAAUGCGCCCUGCCACACUGCAAAAAUUGUUCAGGAAUGGUUUGAGGAACAUGACAAAGAGUUCAAGGUUUUGACUUGGCCUCCAAAUUUCCCAGAUCUCAAUCCGAUUGAGCAUCAGUGAGAUGUGCUGGACUAACAAGUCCAUGGAGGCACUACCUCGCAACUUACAAGACUUAAAGGAUCUGCUGCUAACGUCUUGGUGCCAGAUACCACAGUACACCUUCAGAGGUCUUUUGGAGUCCAUGCCUCGACGGGUCAGCGCUUUUUUGGCGGCACGAGUGUGACCUACACGAUAUUAGGCAGGCGGUAUUAUUGUUGUGGCUUAUCGGUAGCAACAACAUUAAAACCACCUGCCUAAUAUCGUGUAGGUCCCCCUCGUGCUUCCAAAACAGCGCCAACCCGCUUCUCAGAAUAGCAUUCUGAGAUGAUAUUCUUCUCACCACAAUUGUACAGAUUGGUUAUCUGAGUUACCGUAGACUUUUUCAGUUCAAACCAGUCUGACCACUCUCUGUUGACCUCUCUUUAAUGAAGUGUUUCUGUCUGCAGAACUGCCCCUCACUGGAUGUUCUUUGUUUUGGCACCAUUCAAAGUAAAUUCUAGAGACUUGUGUGUGAAAAUCCCAGGAGAUCAGCAGUUACAGAAAUACUCAAACCAGCCUGUAUGGCACCAACAAUUAUUCAUGCGAUUACGUAAUCAGCCAAUCAUGUGGCAGCAGUGCAUAAAAUCAUGCAGAUAUGGGUCAGGACCUUCAGUUAAUGUUCACAUCAACCAUCAGAAUGGGGAAAAAAAUUUAUUUCAGUGAUUAGGUCCGUGGCAUAAUUGUUGGUCCCAGAUAGGCUGGUUUGAGUAUUUCUGUAACUGCUGAUCUCCUGGGAUUUUCACACACAACAGUGUUUUGGCUGCACGAUAUUUGGGACCUACAUAAUAUUAAGCAGAUGGGUUUAAUGUUGUAUCGGUGUAUAUAUAUUGUUAUUUCCCAAUUGCUUUUUACCUUUUCUUCAAUCUUGCAUGCAUGAUAUAAAAUGGAAAUCUAAUUGCAGAGAUAAAAAAAACAUUGGACUACUGUUGUGUGUUAAAUAGGGAAAGUUGAGCACGAAGAUGUCCAAUAUGUACAUUGUAUUUUUUUUUUCUGUACAACAUAAGCUGUUUUAUUAUUUUUCUGUUCAUAUUUUUGUUAAAUAAAAUUAAUUUUAUCAG
Xyrauchen texanus (razorback sucker) is the source of this 7030-nucleotide messenger RNA. Its product is annotated as ciliary neurotrophic factor receptor subunit alpha-like. Gene Ontology annotation, molecular function: cytokine receptor activity; protein binding. Gene Ontology annotation, biological process: cytokine-mediated signaling pathway. The transcript is spliced from 12 exons. Lineage: Eukaryota; Metazoa; Chordata; Actinopteri; Cypriniformes; Catostomidae. The record is from RefSeq and is a predicted model, not a curated record. Bases 132 to 1337 code for a protein of 401 amino acids. Gene Ontology annotation, cellular component: external side of plasma membrane.